This is a messenger RNA of Dovyalis caffra, 153 nucleotides long. NCBI's taxonomy places the organism in Eukaryota, Viridiplantae, Streptophyta, Magnoliopsida, Malpighiales, Salicaceae. The record is from the annotation of a GenBank genome assembly.
AUGAGACCAAUCUUCAAUAUCGCUCGUUACGGAGAAAAACUAAAAGAGCUUACACAAAUGAACACUUUCAACGCAUUCAGUGCUGGAUCAGCUUACAGGUACAAAACAGAGCAGAAAUAUAAAACUGUAGAAAUGACAGCUUUUACAGGGUGA